UUAUCGUCAGUACAGCAUCCCUCAUCUCACUCUACCCGGUGGCACCCACUUCAUCCCCUUCUAUUGCUUAAAGGGGGUGCGGGAAUAAGUUGACUGAGAGGAAAAACAAUGAUGGUGGUGGCCAAAAACAUUAAGGCCCAGAGAAGACCACCGCCGUUUACCGCCAGUGUCAUAAUCAGUGCGAAAUCAGCCGCCGUUGUUGUAUUAUCAUCUAUAUAAUAUUUUAACAUUAUUGAUAAUACUAAGUAAAAUAAUUUUAAUAAUAAUAAUCAAGUUGUUGUGUGUAUAAUUAUGUAUUAUAUAGUUUACUGCUAGCAGUUGUGCGGAUAAUAGUUUUCCAGUGUGGUGAAUAAAUGUGUAUCUUGCGAUUAAGGAUUUUAUUGGAUUCCUUGUACACUGGAAAAAUAAAAUAAAAAGAUAUAUUUAUCGGUAUUUCCUACAUUUGGUUUUCCUAAAACUAAUUUGAUGGAGAAUACUACUUCAACCACAUUUACAACUGAUAAUCAAUCGUCAAAUAAGAAUAACGAAUUGAAAAAUGGGGAAAAUAUCGAAGAUUGCCAACAACAGCAUCAGAGACGCCAGAGGGCUACCGGAAAUGGUCGGUGGUGUACCAGCAGCGUUCGAUCACGAUCAUCUACAUCAUUUCUCAUACACAAUUUACUAAUAUCUUGUUCGGGUGAUGCUAGUGACGUGCAAACAACUGUAUCUCCUCCAUCACAUCCGUUGGUUGAACAAGAUAACGACAAUGAAGAUACUAGUAAUAAUAGUAGCAGCAGUGAAGGCAAAAGUAGAAGUUGUAGUCCACAAGAGAUACAACUAUCAUCCCCUGUAAUGGAUGUAAAAGAAGAAAAAGAAGAUGAUGUUAAUGGAAUGUACGAUGCAGAACACUACAGAAUUAAGAGACGUAAAUGCACCAUUCCUUUUAGAAGGAGAACAGCUAAGAAAAAAGAGAGCAGCAGCACUAAUGCUAGCGGUGAUAGUGAUAUUGAAAAAAGAGAAAUUGAUAAAGAAGCAUCAUCACUAAAAGUUUCUGAGGAAGAUUCACAAAUGCCAUCAAUGCAAACCCAAUCACCACCUAUUUCAAUAUACCUAUCCACAACUAUGAAUCAUCAACAUCAACAAUCUGCGAUACAAACAUCAACCCAAACACCUACUUCAACGUCAACCAUGCCUGUGUCAUCGUUAAACUUCAGCGUAAACGCCAUUCUCAGUGGAGGAGGAUGUUCUAAUGGGCGAAGCAAUAGUACUAGUAGUAACUGUAGCACCGGAAGCAACGGGAGUAACGGGUCCAGUGGUUUCGGGUACGGUGGAAAAAUGAUGCCGCAUCAACAAAAUAUAUAUGACACUGGUCAACAGCACAGCCAACAUUUGGCGUCUGCUGCUUUUUUGCGAAUUACAGCCGCGGCCGCAGCAGCUUCCGCUUCAUCGCCUUCUGGUCCAAUGUUUUACCAUCAUCAUCAUCUCGCUUCAGUCGCUGCUCUCCACCACCACCACCACCACCAACAACAACAACAACAACAGCAACAACAACAACAGCAUCAGCAGCAGCAGCAGUUACUCCAAAACCGAGUACACGCGGCAACCUGCAGUCCGUCACCUACACCUCCGCCGUCUUGUCUACAGGCCGCCGCGUCUAACACACCGCCCACUUGCACCUUCUUGACGGACGCCACCAGCACAGUGACCACUGUUCCACAGCCUGCACAAUCUCUUCGAACCAUUGCCAAGCCCAUCGCACGCAGGCCCACCAACUCCGCGAAUCCCAAUGUGGGCUCCAACGGGAAUCUCCACAACUCCGCAUUGCUGCCUCUGGCCGCCGCAAAUUUGGAGUCCAACGGACCAUCGAGCAGCGGCGGUGGCGGCGGUCUGGCGAACAACGCCAAUGAGAGUUCUGGCGGUGGCGGCGCAAGUGUGUGCAAUUCCACCGCACUGUCGAACACGUCCACUUCAUCUUCUACUAAUCCCGGUCCAGGACGACCAAAUGGAGCUGGAAUAAACAGGUUCCCUAUAGUACACCCUCAGUACAAUUAUCGCCAUCAUUUAGCUCAUCAACAUCCUCACACUCAUCAUGAAAUCCUCAUGAUGCAGUCUCGAUCAAAUGGAGUACCUAGCGCGAACAACGGAACAUCGAACUCUCUGGCUUCCGUUCCUCCGUCGCCUUUUUCAUCUUCCACCACGUGGCCUUAUAGUGGGGGAUCCAGUGCAAACGGAGGAGGAUCUGUACAUAUAACCGGAACGACUGCACAUCAUCAUAGAAUUACGCCAUUGCACCAUCAUCAGCAUCAUCCGUCAGCAACAACCAUGCUAUUAAUGAGCACCAACAACAACACCUUAAACGUGAUGAACGGUGUAGUAGUUGGUGGAAAUAACAGGGGAAAACCACGGAGGGGCAUGAUGCGACGGGCCGUGUUCUCUGACGCACAACGGAAGGGCUUAGAACGUCGGUUUCAGGUGCAAAAGUAUAUCAGCAAACCAGAUAGAAAGCGAUUGGCCGACAAGUUAUCGUUAAAAGAUUCACAGGUAAAGAUAUGGUUCCAAAACCGUCGGAUGAAGUGGCGCAAUACUAAGGAACGGGAACUACUGGCGGCCGGCACGGGUUGCCGUGAACAGACAUUGCCGACGAAGAACAACCCAAACCCAGACCUGAGCGACGUGACGACGACGUCCACAGCAACGCCCAAUAGUAGCGCGUUGUCGUCUUCUUCGACGGCGGCAACAACGUCGACCGCGGGACUCGGAGCGGCGACGUCGGCGAUACCAACGUCGGCAGCUAGCCAACAGGAUAAAAAAAAUAUCAACGGCAUGAAAAACCACCAUCAACAUCCACAUCACCAUCAGCAGCAGCAUCAUCAUUCGGUCCAACAGAAGCAGAUACAACAGAAGAAGAUCAACGUGGCGGUGGAUCAAAUGCUGCUGAACAGAGGCAACGGUGGUGGCGGAGGUGGAGGGCCACUAGUCGUCAGGCAACAGCAAGUGUUGUAGUAUAAUUAUAAUUACGAUAAUAAUAAUAAUAAUUAAAUAAUAAUAAUAAUUAUAAUAAUAAUAUAUUAUACGUAUA
Messenger RNA from Myzus persicae (green peach aphid), 3058 nucleotides. Its product is annotated as homeobox protein 5-like. The record is from RefSeq and is a predicted model, not a curated record. The coding region runs from base 466 to 2982 and encodes 838 amino acids. Gene Ontology annotation, molecular function: DNA-binding transcription factor activity, RNA polymerase II-specific; DNA binding. Gene Ontology annotation, biological process: regulation of transcription by RNA polymerase II. The transcript is spliced from 6 exons. Lineage: Eukaryota; Metazoa; Arthropoda; Insecta; Hemiptera; Aphididae.